AAAGCAGACGAGCCAAACCUCGUUUGUUUACAAGCGAAAGAGACGGAAGGUGUGUGUGAGUGUGAGCGGAGGGGGGAGACGACCGUGAAAAGCAACAAGCGAACAUUUAUUGUUUGAGCUGGCGGCGGAGGACGGUAAUCCCAGGGCAAAGAAAAGAAGUCGCGACAUCGGCCCCCCACCCUUUCCUCCCUACCUACCCCGUGUUUGACAUGCCGCGCUGGUGUACAUCGGGGCCAGACACGUUACCUGCCUGCCAUCCAUCCCAUCACAGCUUGGCUGGAGCUAUGCACGCUGGAAUCCGCUGACGGGAGAAUGUGGCGGUGGAGGCUGAUAAUCGCUCGGUUCUUCUGUAUCUGACGGCGCAACUUUUUUUCAACGUGUUAAUCGUCGUGCGUUGGAGUGCACGGAAGGUGAGUGAUGAGUGCGGAUGUGUUUCAUGCGACCGAAAAGUGUUGGCUGCCAGAAACCUCGCACAACUACCGUCAGCACCACGAGGAGAUAAUUCUGGACGGCGUGCACAAGUUCGUAUUGUCGUCAUCAUCGACAUCAUCGGCAAGCCUUGAUCCACAGACAACACUCCCAGGAACAUUUGGGAGGGUUGAUUCUCUGGUCUAAGAGUGGCAGACAAGGGGUUAUCUGCCUCAGUGACAUGCGCAGUGACAUCCAGAAGCCGCCGCGGUCGAGUUGGUAAAGACAGGGCGUGAAUGCCAUGCAACAGGCAGUCAUGGGUUUUCGUGUCAGUUAACCGACACUGUCUACUGACUACAAAUGAUCUGUUGCAGCUACUUAAGAAGACGACACCUUGUACUUUUGCUUUGGCAGGCUGCAAGCUCUCUGCGCGUGGUGAUUGGCUUACACGCCCAGGAACACUCAUCGAACCUCUUUUCUGCGACCGACCUCUGUCCGUCAUGUCAACUUCAUUAGCCUAUCAAUCGCGCAUGCCCUUCCGAAUCAGGCUGGGUGUACACGACAUUUGAUCUUGCCUGGAGAGAUAACCUGUGUUGGUAGAAAAUUACAAAAGUGUCGCAAGACUGAAAUUAUAAUGUUAUCUGAAAUGUUACAAAUGUUAACUGAAAUGCACCAAGGUUAAUAUCGUAUUCUAAGACCGUCUCAGUGACAUACCACAGCUUGGAUAUCACGGAGGAGAAGACUGCACUCACAAGUAAUCUGUAGCAGUCCCGCGACUGCGUUUCCCUGACGAGGACAUCCAGAACUCAGCAGAGAACCACGUGACUUCAGUAUUGACAAUCUGCGCCACGAGUCCCUCGCCGAGACUGGAACCCUGGUCAAUGCUUACCACCAUGGCAAGUCUGGGGGCCGGGCGAGACUCUGGCAGCCCGCUGCCCCUUCCCCUGGCAUUGACCACCGCAGAGCGCCGGCACUACCACCUGCAUCCUAGUCAUCACCAUCAUCAUCACCACCAUCAUCACCAGCUGCUGGCUUCACCCUACGAUCCCAUCCGGCGCCUGGCAUUGGCAAGGCUGCCUCCGCCCCGCCGUCCGGUCGCCAACAAGCCCUUCACGUCCUUCUGCAUCAAGGAUAUCCUGGGUGGCGAGGUGGACAAGGAGGAUGUGGCCAAGCUGCAGGCGGGACAAGGCAGCAGCAUCGCCACCUCCGCCAGCAAGUCGAGGACAGCGUCGAAGAGCGGAAUAAAUAAAAAUAGAGGCCAGACUGCCAGUGGCAACAUCAUUAACAACAACAAUAAUAACAACAAUAGCAGCAACAGCAGUAGCAUAGACAGAACUCCAAUAACGGCCGCAUCCCCUUCCCACUCGUACCCUCCUAAUCUCUCCCCCUCCGCUCGCAUCCACGUGUCGGCCGUCAGUGUCAACGGCGCGCGGAUCGUGCGACCCUGGGCACCCAGUCCCAGCAGCCCGGACACCGAGAUCUCGUCUGACGACGGUGGCGAUACGUAUCAGGACAUUGACAACGAUGACGAUGAUGACGAGGAAAUCAGCGUGGACGACGACGAGCCGUCCCCCAGGCUACGCGCCGCUAAGACCGGCAAGUCAGGCGUGUCGCCGCUCGAUGCCCUCAUGGCCAUGACCAGCAAGACCUUCGAGGGACUCGAAACACCAGACGCUGCAGACGCCCGGCGACGCGACCAGGCGGCGCUGUUCGGCAAGCACGCGCCGCCCAAGAAACGGCGCAAGUCGCGCACGGCCUUCACCAACCAGCAGAUCUACGAGCUGGAGAAGCGCUUCCUGUACCAGAAGUACCUCACGCCGGCAGACCGUGACGAGAUCGCACACAGCUUGGGGCUCACCAAUGCACAGGUGAUCACGUGGUUUCAGAACCGACGUGCAAAGCUGAAACGGGACCUGGAGGAGCUGAAAAACGACGUGACGGCUGCCCGCAAACACCCGGUGCACAAAGCGUUAAUGGGUACAAUGGCGGAACUGCAGCUGCGCAAGGUGCACAGUGACGUGCUCAAAAAAGCCGCGGCAGCUGCGGCGGCGGCAGAAGCUGCGGAGGGCAGCGGCAGCAGGAGCGGAGAGAGAACGCUGCACGUCGAGGACGGCCGCCGCCGAGAUUCCGCAGCGACGCCGCCCCCCUCGUCACCGUCGUCGUCUUCAGCCACAGGACCAUCCCCCUCCCCCUUGCCGUUGUCUUUGACCACGUGCAGCGCGCUCUCUCCCAGCGCCAGUUGCCACAGCAACAGCAGCGCCAGCCAUCUCAACGGCGGCUGUCUGCGGUGCGGGUCCACCUCGCCAACUGCUGUGGACACAGACACCGGCAGCAAGCUGAACUCGAGCGAGAAGGCGAUGGACGCCAGUUCCUGUGCUGACUUGGACAGCGCGGCUGGCCGCAGGUUUGUGUCGGACAACAGCCCGCAGUCGCUUGACGGGCAGGAGCCCGAAUCAAGGGCGCAAGAGGACAUGGACACCUCCAACCCUACGGACUGCGAGGGUAAGAGGACGAGUAUGGAGGACGAGGAGAGGGACAAAGCCUCACCCAAAACUCACGACUCUUAGAUCCGCUAUGCUGAAAUCGGCGUCUUGCGGUUCGGCUAGACAUAUUUUUGUGUGUUAAAUGGCGAAAUCACUCAGAGAAUUAUCAAAUCUGGAGUAGCAGAAACUGCAAGAGCACCAAAGAGACUUUGUCAGACCGAAACAAGAAGUGUCGUUCUCGAUGACUCACGAUAAACGGGGACGAGUCUCAGAAGAAGUGCGUUACAAUCAGUGUGGACGGCUUCCGGCUGCCUUACUUACGUAUGAAGUAUAAUGGACACGAAGACGAAUCUGGAGCGCAGUUCAGUGAGACAAUGAGCUUCAAGACAACCAUUACAAAUCGUCAGCGAAACUUUCGGUGGUUGAACUCGAUCGCCCGUUAAUGGGAGUGGGGUAGGCUUUGACGCCAUCUUAGUCUAGGCUGUCAUGGGUUUGGGGAAAAUGCUCCCAAGCAACCACUCUUUGACGCCUCUUAAUUUAAAAAAAAAAACUCACACGCUGAGCUCCCCCAGCAACCACUCUUUGCCGCCUCUGAAUAAUAAACACAUGCUGACACCGUUCUAGUUGAAGUGGUAGUGACAUGAACAAAAACAGACAACACUUAAGAGUGUAAUAAUGGACUGAAAGUAUUGGUAAUACAGACAGGUAUAGAUAUUUGGCAUUAAUUCAGUCUACUAUAGACUUGUAGUGACAUAAACAAACAGCAAUCGGCGGCAACUGCAUGUGCAGCACAAAUAGACAAGUCGCGAUACGCUCAGUCCCAGCAGACCCACGACAGACGCCAAGGAAAAGAAUUAAGCAGCUGAACACUCUUUAAAGCCACAGAGUUUUAAUUAAGCCACACAUUUGUUCCUAUAUUAACUUGCCUGUGUCAUUCUCUGGCUCUCUGUCUCUGUCUCUCUCUCUUAUAAGGUUUCUCGUAUGUGCUCUCCGCCCGUCUGAUGGGAAACCACAAUGAUUUUCAACUGAUUUUCAUUUUCUUUCUUCAUCAUUAACCAACACAAACGACCUUUCAUAUUUUUUUCUUAAUCUCUUUCUCUUACCCUGCUCAUCACCCCUUCAUGGCUUGAAUGUUUUAAGUGGUCGAUAGCGUGCGUGUUUUGGUGUUCACGCUGGCUUUAAAAAAAAGUGUAUGGGCAGAAGCAAGCGUGUAGGGAAGGGAAGAAGAGAAAAGGAAAGAGAGAGAAAGGAUGAGAGAGGAAAAGAGAGGAAGAGAGAGAAGAGGAGAGCAAUUUUUUUAAAGUCUCAACAUUCAUUCAUGAAGAUGAGCUGUGUAUAGUGCUUUUGCUCAUUACACCAGACUGGGAUAAUAAAUGAUGUGUGACAAUGAAUGGACAUGCAGGCCAUACCAGACACCAUGUCGUGUCUCGGUGUCCCUGUUAAAAUCUGGAAUCACAUCUAUCGAAUGAUGGCCCUAAGUGUUGCUGACGGUUUACUGUUUUGUCCUGUGGAGAACAAUGAACAAUAUUAAAAAAAUAGCCUGCAUUUUUGUAGCAGAUUUUUUUAUGGAUUUGUUAUAAGCUACAUGCACAGACCAUUAGUGUAUCUUUUUGAAUAUUUUAAUGACUCUUCUGGUUUAUAUAAUUAUGUAUAUUUAUUUCAGUCAAUAUACAAUAAUAUUUCUUUUUCCUAUGUUUUGUUCUGAGAUGUUCAUUUUUCAUUUAAAUAGUUUUGACUAUCAACAUAAAAAAUAAACUUUGUUUGGACAUUUUAAAAAUUGUAACGACUAAGAAAAAGGAAAAGAAAUAAGAUUGCAGAUGCUUAGUUUGUGUCGGAUAGACACAAGAAAGAGGAAGGGGACGAAACAUUCGUAAUUACACUGACAUGGGUUAGUUUCAAGGCCCCUCACCAGCUAAUAUAUUAUCAGUCUUCCUGAGCACCCUGCGCCCACUCCCUCUAAACAUUACCUUGAACAAUCAACCAUUCGCCAGGUGCAUAAAUCAAGAAAACGUUAACUGAAAAUGUUACGAUUUUAUAAUUUGUGUGUGUGAUCCAGUUCCCCGAUACGAGAAAAACAUUCUCGGAGUACUCUAAAACAUACGGAAAAGAAAAAAAAACUUUAUUGCUCAGCGAUUUCUGUGUGGAUGAUUCAAAAUCUAGUUAGAAAAAUCGGCUUUAUAUAGAAAAUUUCUAUUUGAAUAUUCGUGUAGAUUUUUGUUUGAUGUCAAAUUGUACGGAACUAUACUUUUUCGGUAUUGGUAAAAAUUGUCCUUAAUACUAAAAGAGAAAAAAGUAUUAAAUAAUUUAAAUAUGAAAAA
Messenger RNA from Pomacea canaliculata, 5209 nucleotides. Its product is annotated as homeobox protein HMX3-like. The transcript is spliced from 3 exons. Gene Ontology annotation, molecular function: DNA-binding transcription factor activity, RNA polymerase II-specific; DNA binding. The record is from RefSeq and is a predicted model, not a curated record. Bases 1290 to 2975 code for a protein of 561 amino acids. Gene Ontology annotation, biological process: regulation of DNA-templated transcription. NCBI's taxonomy places the organism in Eukaryota, Metazoa, Mollusca, Gastropoda, Architaenioglossa, Ampullariidae.